Molecule: messenger RNA, 1503 nt
Organism: Racocetra fulgida
Lineage: Eukaryota; Fungi; Glomeromycota; Glomeromycetes; Diversisporales; Gigasporaceae
Source: the annotation of a GenBank genome assembly
AUGUUUCUUAGUCUUGGACGCAAUAAAUCUAGGAAACCUGACGAUAUGAGCUCAGGGAAACGCAAAAAAACUAAACAACAAACUAGUAAACAAGGAAAAUCAAAACCAAAAAAAACAUCUGCUUCUGAUAAUUCAUCAGAUAUGACUGCCGUGAGUGAAACACCGGACAAUAUCGCUAUGAAUGGUAAUGAAUCCACUGUUGAGAAUAUUAAAAAAAUUCCCCAUGAUCACGUGAAUGUGGAUCAAGAAACCAACCACGUGACCCAGAACCUCGAUUCGUUAAAUCCCAAAAACAGUAAUGAAUCCAAUACCGCAACGUUCCAUAUUCGCGGAAGUACUGGCCCUCCGAGUGAGCCUGAAUCGGUAAUUACCGAAGGUUCGGGCGAGAACGCUCUAUCUGACGUUACGGCUUUGACUGAAGAAGAAAAAGGCAAUUUUGGUCAACGUGAAGGAUGGGGUGGAUAUCCAAAGGAUAAUAUCCCAGAAUAUUAUAACUCUAAUCACUUUCCUGAUGUGCUCAAGAGUGAUUCCAUCACAAGUGGCCGCAGAAAUGAGGAAUUGCAAAAUCCGAUAACAUCUCUUGAGUUGAAUGACGAAAAAUUUAGUGAUCAACGUUCUAAUUUAUUUGAGGAUUCAAAAAACUUUCAGGAUAUCGAUGAAUCCGAAUCUCUACUCACCCCCAAAGGAUUUAAUACAUCCUUGUCAUCUGUCACCGCUCCACGUGGACUUCCACUUGAAUUGUUCUCUGAUAAUCUUUACAUAGGCCCUAUUGACCAACUUCCACCUAUGGGUCUUGCAUUCUAUUGGCUUGGUUGGUACACAGAAGCUGUGUUUUCACAAACUGCAGAUGGGCUUAGUAUUGUGGAUCGAUUCACGGGAAUUCCUCUUAGCAAGUUAUUUCUUUGGAUUUAUUCUCCUAAAAAUUUAAAGAAGAUGAUGUUUGAUGCUGCCGCAAAAGUUGCUGAUACAUUUAAUCCAAAUACUGAUGUCAUCGUUUUUGGGGCCGUGGAAGUUAAUAAAGUCACAGGAAAUUUGCAUAUUACAGCAGUUGGUCAUGGAUAUAGUGGAUUUGGUAAACUUGUCCCAACAACAUAUAUAGACAAUUUCAAUAGAGUUUUAUUAACAAAUCAAUAUGCAGUUACAGACUACACCAGAAUAAUCGAUGAAACAAAACCGACUGGUGUCCCAGGGAUCUUUUUCAAAUAUGACAUAGAACCAAUUUCGGUUCGCAUAACCGAAAAGUCCGUGACAUUCGCAAAAUUUUUAACACGUCUUUGUGGAUUGGUUGGUGGCGUUUGGGUAACAGCUGGAUUUGUUUUAAAGUUUGCUAAUUGGAUUUGGAUGUUAUUGGAUCGAAAUAUCGGCAAUUCGACACGUAGAUUGAAUAAUAUGGAUAGUAAUGUGAAUGGUGCGGUAUAUAAUGGUGGCGUUCGGUAUAAUUAUACUGAUAGUGGAAUACAUAGAGGUGUUAAUAUCGGAUUACAAAAAGUUUCUAAUGAUUAA